This is a messenger RNA of Salvelinus sp. IW2-2015, 4556 nucleotides long. The record is from RefSeq and is a predicted model, not a curated record. NCBI's taxonomy places the organism in Eukaryota, Metazoa, Chordata, Actinopteri, Salmoniformes, Salmonidae.
ACGUCAACGAGUGUGACGAAGACCCUAACAUCUGCCUGUUUGGCUCCUGUUUCAACAACCCGGGCAGUUUCCAGUGUGUGUGCAGGCCUGGCUUCAUACUGUCUGAGAACAGUCGCAGGUGUUACGACACCAGAGAGAGUUACUGCUUCACCCGCUUUGUGAACGGCAAGUGUUCGGUGCCUCAGGCCUUCAACACCAGCAAGGCCAAGUGUUGCUGCAGCACUAUGCCCAGAGGCUGGGGACCCUGUGAACUUUGUCCGCAAGACCAUUUGGCGUUCCAGCACCUGUGUCCCUUCGGCCAUGGCAUAAUCCCUGGGACUGGAGACACACGCAUAGACUUGAACGAGUGUGUGGAGAACCCAGGCAUCUGUAACAACGGACACUGUAUCAACACAGACGGCUCAUUCCGCUGCGAGUGUCCAGUAGGCUACACCCUCAACUACACUGGAGUACACUGCAUCGAUGUUGACGAGUGUUUGGUGGGGAACCUAUGUGGGAACGGGACGUGCUCUAACGUGAUUGGAGGGUUCGAGUGUAACUGUGAGGAGGGCUUUGAGCCAGGCCCCAUGAUGACCUGUGAAGACGUCAACGAGUGUGCCAUCAGCCCCCUGCUGUGUGCAUUCCGCUGCAUCAACACCUUCGGAGGAUACGAGUGCAUGUGUCCCGGUGGCUACACUCUGAGAGAGAACCAGAGGAUGUGCUCAGAUCUGGAUGAGUGUUCCGAGGGGCUCCACGACUGUGAGUCCAGAGGCAUGACCUGCAAGAACCUCAUCGGCACCUUCAUGUGUGUGUGCCCGCCGGGGAUGGUGCGGCGCCUGGACAACGAAGUGUGCGAGGAUGAGAAUGAGUGUCGUAGCAAGCCGGGGAUCUGUGAGAAUGGUCGUUGUAUCAACACUAUAGGCAGCUACAUAUGUGAGUGUGGAGGCGGCUAUGAGUCUGACUCUACACGGACACAGUGUCUCGACUACAGGGAGGGCUUCUGCUUUACCGAGGUGCUCAUGACUAUGUGCCAGAUGUCUUCCAGCAGCCGGACCCCCACCACCAAGUCCCAGUGCUGCUGUGACGGAGGCCGCGGCUGGGGUAACCAGUGUGAGCUCUGUCCCCUGGCUGGCACGGCAGGCUACAGGAAGCUCUGUCCCCACGGCCCGGGGUACGCCACCGACGGCAUGGACGAGUGUAAAGUAAUCCCUGACACGUGUAAGAAUGGACGCUGCAUCAACACCAUGGGAUCCUACCGCUGCCACUGCAAAUGGGCUACCGCACCACACUGGAACGGCUGCGUGGAUCUGGAUGAGUGUGUCAUGUCCCCCAAGCCGUGUAAUUUCAUCUGUAAGAACACAGAGGGAAGUUACACUUGCUCCUGUCCCCGUGGUUACGUGCUCCAAGAGGACGGCAGGACCUGCAAAGAUUUGGACGAGUGCCAGACCAAGAGGCACAACUGUCAGUUCAUGUGUGUCAACACCGUGGGUGGAUUCACCUGCAAGUGUCCCCCUGGCUUCACCCAGCACCACACUGCAUGCAUAGAUAAUAAUGAGUGUGUCGGGGAACCCUCCCUGUGUGGCACCAAGGGCAUCUGUCAGAACUCCCCYGGCAGCUUCAACUGUGAGUGCCAGMGKGGYUACGAACUGGACGGCACCGGACUGCACUGUGAUGACGUGAACGAGUGUGACAGUAACGACAGGUGCCAACAUGGCUGCCAGAACAUGCUGGGCGGCUACCGUUGUAACUGCCCUCAGGGCUACACGCAGCACUACCAGUGGAACCAGUGUGUGGAUGAGAACGAGUGCUCCAACCCGGGCAGCUGUGGAUCGGCCUCCUGUUACAACACGCUAGGCAGCUUCAAGUGCGCCUGCCCCUCAGGCUACAGCUUCGACCCAUUCAGCAGCAGCUGUCAGGAUGUCAACGAGUGCUCCAACAAGAACCCCUGUAACUACGGCUGCUCGAACACAGAGGGAGGCUACCUGUGUGGUUGCCCGCUGGGCUAUUUCCGCAUGGGCCAAGGUCACUGUGUGUCAGGCUUGGGCUUUGGGAAGGGCCAGUAUGAGGGGCCAGAGAUAGAAGACAACACUCUCUCCCCAGAGACCUGCUACGAGUGUAAGAUCAACGACUACCCCAAGAAGCACGGCCGCAAGAGGCGCGACGCCAACGGAACGCAACCCAUAGAGGUGAGCCUAGCCAGUCUGGACAUGGAAGUUCCUGUCACCCUGCUGCUCAACGUGUCYCAGCUCAACCCCAAGGAGCACAUCCUGGAGCUGGUGCCCGCCAUCAAGCCCUUGGUGGGCCACGUGCACUACGUCAUCGCCAGCGGUAACCAGCAAGGCCUGUUCCGCAUCCAGCAGCGUGACGGCCUCUGCUACCUGCACAGCACCAAGAGGAAGGGAGCACUGGCGGCAGCGCAGGAGUACACGCUGGAGAUCGCCAGCUUGCCGCUCUACGGCAAAGCCCAGUUCAAAGAGCUGGAGGACCGCCGGGACCAAGACUACCUCACGGGGGAACUGGGGGAGAACCUGCGCAUGAGGCUGCACAUCCGACUGCAAUAGCUGGAGUGGGAUUGGGGGAAACACAGGGAAACACCUUGUUUUCCCUUCAAACUGGUGUUUUUCAGUUCACCACCAUUUUAAAGCCAAAUGAUAUGUGGAAGGAAUGUUGGAUUUUUUCUUGUUUGCAUUUUUUCUUGUUUGCGUUUUUGACCUCAAAGUACUGUCCAGAAUCUCUCUAGGGCAGCCCAAUUCAAAAAAAAAAUUAAAAAACUUUCACUAAUUUGUCUUUCAGUGGAAGAAAUAUCAGAAUUGGGCUGCCUGUGUAAACACAGCCUAGGAAAAGAGAGUGACUCGAAGCAUGAACAGGAGACUUUACAUCUUUCACAGGUUCUCCCUCGCUGUGAGUGACCUCAUGCCAUGACCAUGUACACGAGUGGAAGACCAAGAGCAAGASAUGAUGUUCAAAUGACCUGGAUAGUUUAGUUGGUCCGUUCACGGUAAGGAAAUAGCAUGUGAUGUUCUGGCGAUAGGCUCUGAAAGUACACAUGACUAGUACAUCUGCAGCAUGGUGGGUUGCUACAAUACAGUUGACCAUUUUAUGGAAGUCAGCUUGGUUAUUUUAGUGACUAGACGCACUCUUGGUCAAUUCAUAGUUGACUGUUGCAGAGCUGCCACAGUCCCACAUUCAUUUUGUAGUGGUCCGACAGACUAUUGCAGCUCUGCGGCUGUGAACUUCUCAAUUGAGCAUUACAGGGCAUAGCAUUCUCCUGUAAGAUGUUGUAUUCUAGGCCUAUUGGUCGUGGUAGAACAUUGUCAAUAUGGGAUUGGUGCCUCGAAAAGGGAAACUGAUGUUUUAGGACACCACAUGGAAUCACAUCAUUAUAAAGAAUAAUAGUAAUCAAAAAAAUGUGUAUGCUUACAUAUGUACAUAUUAACAAUCAGUAAUUCAAUUAUUGUGAACUGAUUUUUUGUAUUUAUUUUAGUAUUUAAUACAAAGUUGUACACUAUUGGUCAAAUUCACAUCUAAUAAAAUGACACACAAAAAAAGUGUCAUUUACAUUUUUACACCCUCAAUUUGUAUUCUCUACGUGUAUUACAGAAACACCCAUCAGUUGUUAGAAACACACAUGUUUUGUCUAAUAUACAGGAGUAUGUAUGUUCAUAUUGCACAAUUACCUCAACUAUUAGUCUCUACAGAUAARGCUAUGUGACCAAUGAAAGCAUGUAUCAAUCCAAUUUCUUAAAUCAGCUGUUAAGGAUAUGGGUUUAAUAGAAUAUUGUUUAUGUUGAAUGAAAAUGAUCAUGGAAGUCAUUGAGAAAGAGGUGGGUCUAUCCCACAUAGGGAUGCUUCACUCAUUGAAACGUUUGACCAAAGAGAAGUGUCUUACAGUAAGAAAUAUGCAGCUGUCUGGAGGUGUAAUGUACGGUCAUAUGUAAUCAAGGMCAGUAGAUGUGGUGAACACCUUAUUGUUGUUUUGCUUCGAGAUUGUCUUCCAUUCAAAAGAUUUUAUUUUAUUUCCCCCGUGGCAUCAGUUCUCAAAAUGUAAGUCYCUUUUGGUUGGAGGAUUUUUAUACUCGCUAAGAAGCAAUAGCAAGUAGCCCACAGAAACCAGGACAUUUUUUUUGUCAUUUUUGUUUACAUGUUUAAAUAUAUCUACACAGAGUAAACUAACAGGGGUACAGUCAAUAAUGUAUAUAAACACUAGAUCACCCACAGGGGGUGUUGUUUUKAAGCCACUGCGCCACCAUCUUUGUUCUCCACCAUUGUUUUAAAGGUUUUGGCAAAUAUAGAAACGCAUUUAUCAAUGUCUAUAUUGCAGACACCUUAUCACAAUACUUUUUACAUUAUAUUAUCUGAACUGAACUAACCCGUAAAGUAUAUAUUUUUUUGAAAGUACUGCUACUGUCCCUACUACAACAAAGAAAUMCUUAGAUGCAUGUAAUUUUGUCCUUUAGAAUUCCAUUCAUUCAUACGGAGGACUGCGCCUUCUGAGCGGUACACUUUUAGAAGAAGAAAAACGUUUUAUUUUUUUUAAAAGAGGGUUAUUUCGGCUGUCCCCAUAGGAGGCAAAAAAG